Molecule: messenger RNA, 2354 nt
Organism: Cloeon dipterum
Lineage: Eukaryota; Metazoa; Arthropoda; Insecta; Ephemeroptera; Baetidae
Exons: 12
Coding region: 322-2280 (652 amino acids)
Source: RefSeq, a predicted model, not a curated record
UGCAAGAAAGAAGCGGGACCGCGUGACAAAGCGCUAGCUACUCCCACAGCAUAUCAAAUUAUAAAAUUAAAAUCACAUAAUGUUAUUCCGUUAUGUGCAGCAGUCGGAGCCACACGACGACGACUUGAAACAGUCUCCUUGUCUCCUUCGCGGUUAAUUGUGCAAGAGGGCAAUUUUCUCAUUGUUUCAGAAGCGAGGGCACAAAUCUGUUGCUCUCAGCUGACAUAUUUUCCUCGAUCGGGGUCCGUUGCAGACGACAGAAAUCUCUCGGAUUAGCAGAUUAGAUUUGAGCAGUGUUUUUGCGGCUUUUUGGCAGAGAGGAUGUCGCUGAAAAUCCCGGCGCUCGUUGCAGCAGUUUGCCUGCUGGCCGGCUCGUCUCGGGCCGACGACCCACCCCGCUUGGCUUGUGAACCGGGCGACCCGCAACCCCCGUCCAGGGUCAACACGACUGAGAGGGUGGCGGCGCUGCGCCAACUCAUGCAGGCGCAAGCCAUAUCGGCUUACAUUGUUCUGACGAACGACGACCACCAAAGCGAGUAUGUGGCGGAUUACGACGACCGUCGCACAUUCAUCACCGGCUUUUCCGGGAGCAGUGGCUGGGCAGUGGUGACGAAAAACGAUUCAGCCCUGUGGACGGACUCGCGCUAUUUCCUGCAAGCGGACCAACAACUCGACUGCGACUGGAAACUCAUGCGCAGCGGAAAUCCUGGCGUACCAAGCAUGCCGCAAUGGCUGAUCGAUAAUUUGGCCCAGGGCGAAAUCGUCAGCGCCGAUCCGAAAACCGUCUCUCAGGCCGAAUGGAUUAGCUGGGUUAAGGAAUUUGAGCCGAAAGGGAUCACGCUUCAAGGGCAAAGUGGACCGAACCUGGUGGACGUGGUUUGGGGGGCGGAGCGGCCACCGUACCCUGACACCCCGGCUCAGGUACUGAACGAGGACCUUUACGCCGGCGAGACCUGGCGCUCGAAGGUGUCGCGCGUGGCCACUCAGGUGCAGGCCGGCGGCGGCCAGGCGCUCGUGGUGGCCGCCCUGGACGAGGUGGCCUGGCUGCUCAACAUCCGCGGCGCCGACGUGCCCUACACGCCCGUAAUCAGGGCCUACCUGACGCUGGAGCUGAUCGAAAACCAGCCAUCGAAGGUCACCCUUUACGCAUCCGAGUCGAAAUUUACGCCGGAAGUGCGUCUCCACCUGGCCGAAGGGCAGCCAGAAGGCGUGAUAAUUAAGGAGUACGAACUCGUCUGGGACGACCUGACCGACCUCGCCGCCAGAGUGCGAAAAAUCGUCCUGCCAGGGAAAUUCAGCUACAACCCUGGCGUCAGUCACGCCGUGUACGACAAGGUUUCGAGUGGCGAAGUGAUCGAGGUAACCGCGCCGAUUUCCGUGAUGAAAGACAUGAAAAACGCGGUGGAAGCGGACGGCAUGCGAAAGGCGAACCUGCGGGACUCUGCGGCUCUGAUCAAGUUGCUCUCAAAGCUGGAGGCAGGGGUGGUGGCCGGCGAGGCGUGGGACGAGUUGCGUGCGUCGGCCGAAGCGGACGCGAUCAGGACGAGCAUGCCCCUCAGCCAGGGGCCCAGUUUCGAAAGCAUCUCGGCCAGCGGGGUCAACUCGGCCCUGCCGCACUACGCGCCCACCGAGGCCACCAACGCGCCAAUCAACACCACCGCCGUCUACACCCUCGACUCCGGCGGACAUUAUUUAGACGGAACGACGGACGUGACCCGCACGCUCUACUUCGGCGAGCCGCAGCCCAUUCACAAGGAAGUGUACACGCGUUUGCUGGCCGGAUGCAUCGACGUCGCGACGGCCGUGUUCCCGGCCGGCACGCCGCUGUCGGGUCUGGAAAUCCUGAUUCGUGGGACUCUGUACAAAGGCGGCUUCGACUACGGACACGGCAGCACGCACGGGAUCGGCCACUUCCUCGGCGUCCACGAAGCCUUCAACACGAAGCUGGUGGAAAACUUUUUCGGCUCGCAGGAGCCUGGCUUUUACAUCGACAACGAGUGGGGCAUGCGGCUCGAAAACAUCGUCACCGUGGAAAGGAUUAAUUUCACGUCUCCGUACGCGGUGAAUAAAACGUUCUUGCAAUUCGAUCCGGUCACUUUGGUGCCCUACGAGGUCAAAUUGAUUGAUCGAGCCCUGCUGAGCGCUGAGCAGAUUGAUUGGCUAAACUUGUACCACGCGAGAGUGCAGGCGCAAGUUGCGCCCUUCCUGCAAGACGACCCGUUGGCCUUGGCGUGGAUGCAGGAACGCACCAAGCCUGUCGCGCGAAAAUUAUCUUUGUAAGUUCCUUUUAAAUUUAUUUGCUGGUUUUUAUUUGUCCAGGAAUAAAAUUAAAAUAAUGGUUAUGUACAAAAUGA